AACGACUGUGUAGCAAACCUGCUAAAAACCAACAGAGUAGUUUCAGUGGAAGAGCCAAGGGAAAGCAAACCCAAAAAUGCAAAGAUAGUAACCAGACCUUUUCUCUUCCCCAUAGAUUCUCCAGUUACUUUCAUGCAUUCAAUACAUAUAAACCUUAUAAUAUCUCUCACCCUCGGAGAGAAUUAAAACCCUAUUCCCUUUCUUUUCUUUUCAUUUUUUUUUUAUAUAUAUAUAUAUGUCUUGGCUUAAUUAAUUCUUGGCUGGUGGAAGAAGAAUGAUGGAGGAAGCUCCGUAUUGGAUGUGGAUGAAGAGGAAACAAGUCUUACAGUCGCAUUCUUCAGUACCAUCAAACAACUCAUGGGAAGAGAAGGCGUUUGCGGAAGACGCGGCUGGGGAUCUUGGGGGAUGCGUAUGGCCUCCAAGAUCUUAUUCUUGUAAUUUUUGUAAUAGAGAAUUCAGGUCUGCCCAAGCCUUAGGUGGUCACAUGAACGUCCAUAGAAGGGAUAGAGCGAGGCUCAAACAAUCUCUAAGCCCCAUCAAUGAAGCCCUCGAUCAUCACAAUCACUCUAGCCCUACUAUUGUUGCAUCAGGUACUCUACCACUUAAUUCUAGGGUUUCAGGCUUAUCCAUUCCAGAAAAUUUAAGUGAAAAUGAUACUACUUUUGCCUCUGCUUAUUCAUCUUCUUGUUCCGAGACUGUGGGGGUUAGACUUAUGAGAAUCUCAGAAUCAAAAGUACCUCAAGGGGAAAAGACUCCUAGGGGAGAUCAUCACUCUAUAUCAUGUCUAGGUUAUAAUGAUGAUUAUGUUGAAACUGAGUUGUCUGUGGGCAUGAAUUCCUUUGUUAGCCAAAAUCGACCAACUGGGUCUUGUAGCAAAAGACCUAAGACUGCUGUUUCUUCACUGUCGAUUUUUCUGAAGGCAUGUUCAGAUGAUACAUACAAUCUUCAUGAGUCGCCGGAGGUAAUUGGAAUACUUAAGCCUAACAGUAUCAUGGAGGAGUUGGAUCUUGAGCUCAGGCUUGGUGAUCGAUCCACCUAAAGUGAAGUAAUUAAGGUGCAAUCUUGUGGGCCUGAUCGAUCGAACAAGCUAGUAAUUAAUUACGUUUUGUUUGCUGUAUGGAAGAGAGAAUCGUUGAUGUUAAUUUGUUUCUCUCUUUCCUUUCCUACCUCUUAUUGAUCUUAUAGCUAGCUAACAGGCAGAGGUUACUUCUGCUCUUAUUAAAUCUUGAAUGAAAUGAUCAAAGGCUUGUUUUUCAA
Messenger RNA from Alnus glutinosa, 1257 nucleotides. Its product is annotated as probable transcriptional regulator RABBIT EARS. The record is from RefSeq and is a predicted model, not a curated record. Bases 275 to 1039 code for a protein of 254 amino acids. The transcript has a single exon. Lineage: Eukaryota; Viridiplantae; Streptophyta; Magnoliopsida; Fagales; Betulaceae.